ACUUUUGCAGACGCCAUGAAGAUCGCUCUUCUACUUUCAUUUAUGUCUGUGGCGGCGGCGUUUACCGAUUUGCCGAGUGAUCCCGCAUUCUACGAAACCUUCAUGAAGAACUCGACAGCUAUCAAGCUGCAUUUCGGUUGUCUUUUUGACAUGAACCCGUGCGAUGACUUCGGGAGCCAUUCCAAAAAGCAUUUCGCCGACGCGCUCAAAAACAAGCACGUAGACUGUAAGGAAUGCGACCCGGUACAGAAGCAUAUCAGCCACAUCCUGGAUCAGGUGAUACAUCAGGAAGAAUACAAGGAGUACUUGGACGUGUUCAGGACAAAGUACGACCCAGAGGGGAAAUACUUGGCGGAAUUUGAGGAGAGCGUUAAAGACUAUUAAUUAGACUUUAGAGCAGCUCACAGACUCUUUUGGUGGCGGAAUCCUUUUAACAGGGUAGACAGAACUAAGAAGUACCUCGGCUUCAAACAAACGGGAGAAUCUACGCAAGUUGAGCACUAGUAUCUAUUUCGACAUGUUUCACAAUGCUGAGUAACGCAUUAGUAAGGCGCGCGCUGGCCGAUAUGACAAACUACGUGAAGCGUAUGAGAUCUCUUCUGUGUUGGCCUACUCGUUAGUUAUGUUUACUCUGCUUUUAAUGACCAAAGCUAAAACA
Aricia agestis (brown argus) is the source of this 658-nucleotide messenger RNA. RefSeq lists its product as uncharacterized. The record is from RefSeq and is a predicted model, not a curated record. The coding region runs from base 16 to 384 and encodes 122 amino acids. The transcript has 2 exons. Lineage: Eukaryota; Metazoa; Arthropoda; Insecta; Lepidoptera; Lycaenidae.